UCGCUUGUAGAGGAUUUACUCAUUUGUGAACCCUUUUGCUUCGCUUCGCCUUCAAUUUCCGUCGGCGGCCGUGUGCUCAUCCAAACAAAAAAUACUCUCUUAAAACCCCUUUAGCCUCUGCUUCGAACCCAACAGUGGACACUCCUCUCUCUCGUUCUUCACAUUUAUGGUUCAAAUAUGGCGAACAAAAGGCAGAAAUUAGCUCGCAAGCAAUACAAAGAAGCACACCCCGAGCUGUUUCCAACCCCACAGCUAACCCCAGCAAAAGACCCAGACAAGAAGAAGAAGAAGAAAAACAGCAAGUUUAAGCGCAAAAGAGAAGGAUCCAAAGAGCUUAAAAGCCCCAAUAAUGGAUAUAAGAAAGGGAUUAGGAAACACCCACUUAGAGUUCCUGGGAUGAGGCCUGGUGAAAGUUGUUAUAUAUGUAAAGCUAAAGAUCAUAUUGCCAAGCUUUGCCCUCAAAAAGCUCAAUGGGAGAAGCAUAUGAUAUGUUUGCACUGUCGUCAACGUGGACACAGUUUAAAGAACUGCACUGAAGUAAUGGAUAAAAAGACUUGUUACAACUGUGGAGAAGCUGGACAUUCGCUUUCAAAAUGUCCUCAACCUCUUCAAGAUGGUGGUACUAAGUUUGCUCAAUGUUUUGUCUGCAAGGAAGCUGGACAUUUGAGCAAGAACUGCCCCAAAAAUACUCAUGGAAUCUAUCCAAAGGGUGGUUGUUGUAAAAUAUGUGGUGGAGUAACACAUUUGGCCAAAGAUUGUCCCGAUAAAGGCAAAAGAGCAUCUAUUUCUGCUAGCAGAGAAGCGUUUGGAACCGGAGAAAGGCCUACAGGUAAAGCGAACGCGGCAUCUGGAAUGGCUGUUGAUGAUGAAUGUAAGCUAAAAUUUUUGGAGCUAAAGGCAAAGAGGAACUACCGCUACAUAAUAUUCAAGAUUCAGGACCAGCAAGUGGUGGUGGAGAAAGUUGGGAACCCAGGAUCUACCUAUGAGGAGUUCACUGCUUCUUUACCUGCUGACGAGUGUCGCUAUUCUGUCUUCGAUUUUGAUUUCACCACUGAUGAGAAUUGCCAAAAAAGCAAAAUCUUCUUCAUUGCAUGGUCACCCGAUACAUCAAGGGUGAGGAGUAAGAUGGUGUACGCUAGCUCAAAAGACAGAUUCAAAAGAGAAUUGGAUGGGAUUCAAGUCGAGUUACAAGCAACGGAUCCUAGUGAAAUGAGCUUCGAUAUUAUAAAAGCCCGGGCAAUUUAAACGCUGUUACUUGCCUACUCUUCUUCUCCCAAAAAAAAAAAAAACAUUGAUGUCCUUGUUUCAAGCAUUACCAUUUCGGAAUAUCCCAUUAUUUGUGUUCUUAAGAAAAAUUAUUGUCUGAAAAUCAUUCAUUUUCUGCUGUGUGGCCUUGUUUUGUUGUUUUAUG
Molecule: messenger RNA, 1411 nt
Organism: Gossypium raimondii (Peruvian cotton)
Lineage: Eukaryota; Viridiplantae; Streptophyta; Magnoliopsida; Malvales; Malvaceae
Product: actin-depolymerizing factor 7
Exons: 7
Coding region: 178-1245 (355 amino acids)
Biological process (GO): actin filament depolymerization
Cellular component (GO): actin cytoskeleton; cytoplasm
Molecular function (GO): nucleic acid binding; zinc ion binding; actin filament binding
Source: RefSeq, a predicted model, not a curated record